AUGUGGCACAUCCAUCAGUCUGGAGGGGGCAGUAUUUUCAGACGCGACACGAUCGUCCCUCCAGCAGGCACCGCGACAAGUUUCCAUGUGCGCUUUGGGCCGUCGGUGGGAAAGUCCAAAACCAGCACCAAGAAACUAGACUCCUACCGCCGCCCACUCAAACAGCUGAAGAGGUGUGAGGUCAGAGCUCAGAUGCUCUGGGGAGAGAUGCAGGGAGACUUGCUUGGGAUGGUCUUUGACCCGGACUGUCCCUGUCCUGUUUAUCUUUUGGGACAGGCCCUGGAGCAGCUGGGGCCCAGGGACAUACAAAGCACAGAGAACCCUGGAGAAUACUGCUAUGGUGGCUACCAUCCAGUGCAGAUGGGUGAUAUUUUCAACAGGAGGUACCAGGUUCUAUCCAAACUUGGAUGGGGAUAUUAUGCUACUGUGUGGCUGUGUCUGGACCUCAGGUCAGGUGGACAUGUGGCAGUGAAAGUGCUGAAGAGUGGCCCUGGGUUUGCUCAGGCUGGACAAGAUGAACUGGCUCUGCUCCGAUGUGCUGGCAGUGCCACACAUCGUAACUCACACAGCCAGAGGAUAGUCCGACUGUUGGACGAGUUCAAAGUGGCUGGGGUCAAUGGAGUCCACAUUUGCCUGGUCCUGGAGCUGAUGGGCCCCAGUCUCCGCAGUGUGCUGUCGAGCUGUGGAACACCUGGAUUGCCCCGACCUGUGGUCAAACAGGUCCUCACUCAGGUUCUGCAGGGCCUGGCGUACCUCCACUUUCAGUGCAAAAUCAUCCACACUGACAUCAAACCCGAGAACAUCCUGCUGUGUGCAAACCAGACCAACUCUUCACCAGGAGGCACUGGCUGCUCCUCCGUCAACUCUGUCAACAACAACUUAUCAGAUGGAGACCAGAUGUCCCUCCAGAGUCUGAAGCAGAUAGAAGUGAAGAUUGCUGACCUGGGCAGCUCCUGUUGGGUGUACAAGCACUUCUGUGAGGAGAUCCAGACCCGGCAGUACCGCUCUCUGGAGGUUCUGGUGGGGCUGGACUAUGGGCCUCCUGCUGACAUUUGGAGCGUGGCCUGUAUGACCUUUGAGCUUCUCACUGGAGACUCUCUUUUUGAGCCCAGAGCAGCCAACUCCUGCUCUCUGGAAGAAGAUCAUAUAGCUCAGAUAAUGAUGCUGCUGGGUAAAAUCCCUCCAGCCAUCGCACUGACUGGAAAAUACUCCGCAGAGUACUUCAACCGCAGAGGAGAUUUGCUGAGAGUGGGUCCUGUGAGAUCCUGGAAACUCUACGACGUCCUGGUGGAGAAAUACCACUUCAGGUUGGAAGAGGCGUCAGACUUGUGUGACUUCCUGUUGCCCAUGUUGGAGUAUUAUCCCGAGAGGAGAGCCACAGCUGUACACUGCCUCAGACACCCCUGGCUUUGCUCCUGACCACAG
Messenger RNA from Boleophthalmus pectinirostris (great blue-spotted mudskipper), 1425 nucleotides. RefSeq names its product SRSF protein kinase 3. The record is from RefSeq and is a predicted model, not a curated record. Gene Ontology annotation, biological process: regulation of mRNA processing; protein phosphorylation; spliceosomal complex assembly. The transcript has 14 exons. Bases 1 to 1419 code for a protein of 472 amino acids. NCBI's taxonomy places the organism in Eukaryota, Metazoa, Chordata, Actinopteri, Gobiiformes, Gobiidae. Gene Ontology annotation, molecular function: ATP binding; protein kinase activity.